This is a messenger RNA of Colossoma macropomum (tambaqui), 2241 nucleotides long. It is a transcript of the gene rfng, whose product is annotated as RFNG O-fucosylpeptide 3-beta-N-acetylglucosaminyltransferase. The record is from RefSeq and is a predicted model, not a curated record. NCBI's taxonomy places the organism in Eukaryota, Metazoa, Chordata, Actinopteri, Characiformes, Serrasalmidae. The transcript is spliced from 9 exons. Gene Ontology annotation, molecular function: O-fucosylpeptide 3-beta-N-acetylglucosaminyltransferase activity. Bases 559 to 1695 code for a protein of 378 amino acids. Gene Ontology annotation, biological process: regulation of Notch signaling pathway; pattern specification process. Gene Ontology annotation, cellular component: Golgi membrane.
AAAAACGAGUGAAACAGGUUUAAAGUGCGCUUUUAUCAGAACGCAGCGGUAAACCCGUGCAGGCUGGACUUGGCAUCGGACACAGAAACAGAAAGAGAGGUCAUUUAAUGCGGUGGACAACGAUGGAUGGCUGGCAGAUAAUCAGUGGUGUCGCCGGUGACUUGUGUGUAGUAUUUUAAGGGCGAUUAGCGUCGGGCUGAAGCCAGCGCCGCUGCAGCAGCUGUGUGAGCGCUAUAUAAGACUGUGCUGCUCUGCUGUGCAACAAUAACAGCACUAACAGUCGAUACGGGUGUGUUUAUUCUCUUAAGACGACCCGGAGAACCUGUAGUGUCUGUAUUUCGUAGGAUAGCGGUCCGCUUUCCCCUUCGAGCUUCAUUUUCCGUUUAUAUGUGACAGAAGUGAGGAUGAAGAAGAGAGAAGUGCUCGGAGAGACACACACCGCUCCUCAUCUGCUGUGUUGUGGGUCCAGUUUGCUGCACUAAAGAUGGGCACUGGAGAGCAGAGGUGGCCGAGCCCAGGCGGCUGAGCUGAGCUGAGCUGGCGCUGAGCACAGGAAGAAUGCAUUUGUCUUCCGUUGGCAUCAGCAAAUGCUGCUUCCUGGUCUCCUUGGCCCUCUGUGCCCUGCUGCUGCUGCUAAUCUCCACCCUGCAGACACCACAGCGCCAGGGGGAGCCCCCCCAGCCUCGGCCCCGUGCCAGGCCCACCAGAGCCGGGAGGGGGCACGAACCCCACAGCGCCCGCAACGCCACCGGGAAGAACAGUGCCGGUAAUACCAAGGAUUCCAGCGUCACCCGGCCGCACCCUCCUGGGGCUGGACCCCAGAGGCCGGAUGGGGACGCGCCUCAUGCCAGCUCCCCUGGCUCUCGGUCCAGGGAGCCUCUGGAGCUGAAGGACAUAUUUAUCGCCAUUAAGACCACUAGGAAGUAUCACAAGUCACGGCUGCAGUUGCUUUUUCAGACUUGGGUGUCGGAAGCCAAGGAACAGACGUUUAUCUUCACUGAUGGCGAGGAUGCGGAGCUGAAGAAGAAAGCAGGUGCCAACAUCAUCAACACCAACUGUUCAGCUGCCCACACCCGUCAGGCCCUGUGCUGUAAGAUGUCUGUGGAGUAUGACAAGUUCAUCGAGUCGCAGAAAAAAUGGUUCUGUCAUGUGGAUGACGAUAAUUACGUGAUCCUCCCCAGUCUCCUGCAGCUGCUGUCCUCCUAUUCCCAUACGCAGGACGUGUACCUGGGCCGGCCCAGCCUGGACCACCCCAUAGAGACCGCCGAGAGGGUUAAGAGCGAUGGAUCGGUGUCUGUCAAGUUCUGGUUCGCCACUGGAGGUGCCGGGUUCUGCAUAAGUCGAGGCUUAGCGCUCAAGAUGAGUCCGUGGGCGAGUCUGGGGAACUUCAUCACUACAGCGGAGAAAAUCCGUCUCCCUGACGACUGCACGAUCGGUUACAUCAUCGAGGCUUUACUGGAGGUUCCUCUGAAGCACACGCGGCUGUUCCACUCACACCUGGAGAACCUGCAGAGACUGCGCACUGACAGCGUUCUCAAACAGGUGACCCUCAGCUACGGUGGCUUUGAGAACAGGAGGAACGUGGUCAGCAUCGCAGGAGGUUUCUCUUUGGCUGAAGAUCCUUCACGGUUUAAGACGGUCCACUGCCUGCUUUACCCCAAGACUCACUGGUGUCCCCGCAACAUUCACCACUGACCUCACCACCUGAAAGUCUACUCCACAUUAAAGUGACACUUUUUUUUUAAAGUCUAAUCUCUAUCUGCUGGAUCUGGAAUGUACAGACCACUUGAAACUCACUUUCAGUCGCACUUGAAUUUGGCAUCAAAUUCUCUCUAGUGAAAUAGCGUUUGUUUUAAUGGUUGACCAAUUCGGUCUUGCAGCGUUCCAGAGUGAGUACAUCUCACAUGCAAAGUUCAGCUUUGGUCAUUUGAAAAUGUGAAUCCAGUUCAUAGCAUUCCAAAGACGCCACUGCCACCAUUAUGGCAGACAACUUUAAAUUACUUCGGCAGCACAGUGGCAGUUUGGCAUGAGACGACAGAGCCAUGACCCACCCAGCAAAGACAGUAACCGCCCACCUCCUUGUUUCUACACUCCCUGUCCACUUUAUCAGCUCCACUGACCACAUAGUUUCACUCUGUAGUUCUACAGUUACAGACUGUAGUCCAUCUGUUUCUCUGCAUACUUUGUCACCCUGUUCUUCAGUGGUCAGGACCCCCAUGGACCCUCACAGAGCAGGUACUA